GAGGGCGAGGGCCUGAAAUAUAUCUCCACGCUCGACCCUGCUCAGCGUCAGCUCUCUGACGGUGGUGCCCGUGGGGCGGCAUUGCCGGAUGAUUAUUUGCUCAAGGUUGAUUAUCCACUGGUAGUGCCUGUAGAUAGGAAAGUGCGCUUGAUCACUACGGCCGCUGAUGUGAUUCACUCCUUUACUGUGCCUGCGUUUGGUAUCAAGCAAGAUGCUAUACCUGGUUUUGUGCGUGAUACGUGGUUCCGCGCCAAUAAGGUAGGUGACUAUUACGGCCAGUGCGUAGAGCUGUGCGGCAAAGAGCAUGCCUAUAUGCCUAUACACGUUAAAGUAUUGGCCCAGGCGGACUACACAGCUUGGGCGCAAGCUGAGUUGAAAAAAGCUGCCGCACAGGCAGAUGAUCCGACCAAAGUCUGGACUAUGGAUGAGUUGAUGAAGCGC
This is a messenger RNA of Darwinula stevensoni, 441 nucleotides long. Lineage: Eukaryota; Metazoa; Arthropoda; Ostracoda; Podocopida; Darwinulidae. The record is from the annotation of a GenBank genome assembly.